Boeremia exigua is the source of this 1422-nucleotide messenger RNA. RefSeq names its product FAD dependent oxidoreductase. The record is from RefSeq and is a predicted model, not a curated record. Gene Ontology annotation, cellular component: cytoplasm. Gene Ontology annotation, molecular function: oxidoreductase activity. The coding region runs from base 1 to 1422 and encodes 473 amino acids. Lineage: Eukaryota; Fungi; Ascomycota; Dothideomycetes; Pleosporales; Didymellaceae. The transcript has 3 exons.
AUGAAGCACGAACGCGCAACGCUCCCCUCAACUACUUCGAGUAACUCUUUCUGGCACAGCGAGCCUAACGAGUUCUUGAUCGGACACCGUACUACCGAAGAGCUUCCCGCCAAAGCUGAUAUCGUCAUCGUUGGAAGCGGUAUAACUGGGACAUCGGCUGCUAGGUAUCUCGCCGAAGACAAGAGGGCCAAAGGCAAAAGCAUCGUACUUCUCGAAGCCAGAGAAGCAUGCUGGGGAGCUACCGGCAGAAAUGGUGGCCACUGUCAACCCCUACUCUUCGACCGUAGCGCCGAGGUGGCUGCGUUCGAAAUGAAGAACGUUCACGCAGUUCGCUCGUAUAUCAAAAAGAACAACGUCCCUUGUGAAUGGCGGGACGUGUCUGGAUGCCGCUCCUUCUGGACAGAGGACGUGAUGAGCGAGGCCGAGAAGGAGCUUGCGCGUCUUGAAAAAGUGGCUCCGGAGUUGAGGAGUUUGGUAACCAUCAUCCGUGACAAGGAGGAGCUGAAGAAGCAUCGAGUCUCCCCUGAAGCGGUAGGAGCGACACUCAGCCAGGGCGCUGCGAGUCUGUGGCCUUACAAGUUGGUCGCAUUUACCCUGGAGCAACUUGUCAAAGCGGGACAACUCAAUCUACAGACCACAACUCCAGUCAAUGAGAUCACAUCCGCGGAUGGUAAGCAUACGUUACAUACCAACCGCGGCACUAUCAGCGCGAAGAACGUCAUUCUUGCUACCAACGGCUACACGUCAGCCCUUCUUCCUCAUUUCGCUGAUCUCAUCGUUCCCGUCCGCGGUGAGAUGUCAGCCCUCCUGCCUCCCAAAGGAAACACGAUUCUCCCCGACUCGCAUGGUAUGGUAGCGGCUUUAGGUCAACCGGCUAGCAAUGACGACUACCUCAUUCAAAGGCCGUUUGAAGGUGUACCAAACCCCCGCGGACAUCUCAUGUUUGGCGGCGGCCGCGGAGCGGGUCACCUCCCUGCCAUUGGUGUAUCAGACGAUAGCAUCAUCGAUGAAGACUCAGCAGCAUAUCUCCGCAGCGCACUUCUAAAGGUCCUCGAGCUUGACGGACAGACAGAAGGUCUGACUGAGCUUAAGGCAGCUGGUCAAUGGACAGGCAUCAUGGGCUACAGUCGUGAUGACCACCCUUGGGUUGGUAAGGUGCCAGACCGGGACGGGCUGUGGCUUUCUGGCGGAUACACAGGACACGGUAUGCCAAACACAACACUUUGCGGCAAAGCAGUUGUGGAUAUGCUACUUGGAGAAGAGGAAGGCCACGAACUCAACACCCUUCAAACACAGAUGGUCCAGAGUGGCGACAUUCCAAGCAGCUAUAUCUUGACUAAGGAGAGGAUCAAGCAAGCUAGAACGCUACUUACCGUUCAACAACAGGAUGAGCAAGGCGUUCGCUUGAGUGGUAUAGUUUAG